This is a messenger RNA of Osmerus eperlanus (European smelt), 1281 nucleotides long. RefSeq names its product melanocortin 4 receptor (gene mc4r). Gene Ontology annotation, molecular function: melanocyte-stimulating hormone receptor activity. Gene Ontology annotation, cellular component: cytoplasm; plasma membrane. The transcript has 5 exons. NCBI's taxonomy places the organism in Eukaryota, Metazoa, Chordata, Actinopteri, Osmeriformes, Osmeridae. The coding region runs from base 151 to 1179 and encodes 342 amino acids. The record is from RefSeq and is a predicted model, not a curated record. Gene Ontology annotation, biological process: regulation of metabolic process; adenylate cyclase-activating G protein-coupled receptor signaling pathway.
AGUUCAUGAGAUGGAUGAAAUCAUAGUUUGUUUUCAGCUUUUGCAGCGUCAAUCACAUGCUGAUUCACCACAAGGGUGCUGAACAAGCAUCUUUUUAGUAGGUUGGAAUGAAGAAUUUGUUUUACAUUUAAGUCUGGAGGGACCAUCAGAAUGAACACCAGCCUUCAUCACAAAGGCUUACCCCUGCCCAGCCGCAACCAGAGCUUCGCCGGAGCAAGCCCUCACAUCCCCCACUCAUCCUCCUCUUCCUCCACCUCCUCCUCUUCGUCAUCGCCUGGCUGCUACAAGCAGCUUCUGAUCCCCACGGAGGUGUUCCUCAGUCUGGGAGUGGUGAGCCUGCUGGAGAACAUCCUGGUGAUCACGGCCGUACUUAAGAACAAGAACCUCCAGUCACCCAUGUACUUCUUCAUCUGCAGCCUGGCCGCCGCAGACAUGCUGGUCAGCCUCUCCAACGCCACGGAGACUGUUGCCAUGGCUAUCAUCAACGGGGGCAGCCUGGGAAGGAUCGGUGCUGGUGUCGUGAAGAGCAUGGACAAUAUCUUUGACUCGAUGAUCUGCAGCUCUCUGCUGGCGUCCAUCUGCAGCCUCCUGGCCAUCGCGGUCGACCGCUACGUGACCAUCUUCUACGCGCUCCGUUACCACAACAUCAUGACCACCCACCGAGCCGCAGCCGUCAUCACGGCCAUUUGGGGCUUCUGUGUUGUGGCCGGCGUCUUGUUCAUCGUGCACUCUGAGAGCGCCACAGUGCUGGUGUGCCUCAUCACCAUGUUCCUGGCUAUGUUGGUGCUGAUGGCGUCCCUCUAUGUCCACAUGUUCAUGUUGGCACGCCUGCACAUGAAGAGAAUCGCUGUGCUGCCCGGCCACAGGCCAGUCUGGCAGGCAGCCAACAUGAAGGGAGCUGUCACGCUGACCAUCCUCCUGGGAGUCUUCAUCGUCUGCUGGGCGCCCUUCUUCCUGCACCUCAUCCUGAUGAUCUCCUGUCCAAGGAACCCAUACUGCGUCUGCUUCAUGUCCCACUUCAAUCUCUACCUGAUCCUGAUCAUGUGCAACUCUGUCAUAGACCCCCUGAUCUACGCCUUCAGGAGCCAGGAGAUGAGGAAGACGUUCAGGGAGAUGAUCUGCUGCUGCUGCUGUGGCCUGGCCUCGCUGUCAGGGUGUGAACUGCCUAGCAAAUACUGACGCUGUGUGUGUGUGUGUGUGUGUGUUGAUGUCUCAGAACGGUCUGUUGCUACUUUUGGCACACACUUUGUAUCAUCUCCCUGGUUGUUGCUGUGUGUUAUA